AUGGGCUGCGCGCCGCCCAGCUGGAGCAAGGUCGCGGGGGUGGUGGCCGCCUGCGCCGCCCGACGCCGCCGCGCGGGGUGCCGCGGGGGCGCGGGCCAGCGGGCGGGGCUGCCCUCGGUGGCGGCACGGGCGGAGCAGGAUGCGCGCGAGGCGCUGCCGGGCCCCGAGGCCAGCGCGGAGGAGUACCUGAGCCUGUUCUGCGGGCUGCCGGAGCGGCCCGAGCUCGCGGAGCACGUGGCGGGCCUCCUGGAGACGUACUUGCAAAGGGGCUUCUCGGCCGAAGAGGGAUGCGACGCGGCGCUCCGCGGGACGCUGAGCGCGGGGGCACGCCGAGAGGUCGCCCGCGUCUUCGAGGUUCGCUGCGCGCUACCCGAGCCGCCGCCGCUGCAGCGGGAGCUGCUGAGCGAGAUGUUGCGCGUGCUGUCGGAGGGCGCGCUGGGUGGCCGGCAGCUGGACGCGGCGCUGGAGCAGCUUCAAGGGGGCGCGCUCGCCGUCAGCGCGGCCUCGCUCUUCGACGCCAUGCUGGAGGCCCUGCUGAGCCGGCCGGGCGCGGGGGCGCUGUUCGUCGCCGAGAGGCUGCUCCGCGCCAUGCGGGCGGCCGAGGUGCCCGUCGGCGAGGAGACCCUGACGCUGAUCCUCGAGCACCACAUCCUGGCCGCCGCGCCCGGGUUCCUGGUGGCGGCCGGCAGGGAUGCUGGUGGACUCCUGGGGCGGGCACGACUUCGAGCCCCAGGGCUGUCCAGGACACUCCUGAUCGCCGCGCGGGAGCACCGCACGAGAGCAGGGCCUUGGUCCAUGCUCGCCCUGAGCGCGGGCCACCUCCGCUCGGGCAACGUGGACGCGGCCUACUACUGGUUCCUGGCCAGCCAGCUGGUGGAGCACCGCGCCGUGCUGGGCGACGACCUGAAGCCGCGCGUUGCGGAGCACCUCUCCCAGCUCGCCCGCGCCCUGGCCUUGUCUGGGCAGGUCUGCAGGCUGCUACACCUGCUCGCCCGGCUGCGCGCAGACGGCGGGAGGCUGCUGCCGAGCGCCGGCGCCCAGUCCAUCGCGGGCCUCACCAGCGGGCGCACGCUCGCCACGGUGUGGCUGGAGCCGCCCGCGGAGGCCCUACGCCGGCGCGGCGUGUGGGCCUCGGGCGGGGAGGACGGCGUGCGCGUGGCGUGCGCGGAGCAGUUCGAGUGGGGGCGGCUGGAGGCGGAGCGGCACGAGGUGCACCAGUGGUCCCCCUACCCGGCCCCGGACGCGAGGCCCGAGCGAGUCUGGCUCACGCCCCUCCGCGCCCCCGAUUGCGGCCACCUCGGCCUGGCGCGCGACUGGCUCGGCGAGAGCGCGGCGGCGGCGGCCGCGCGCGAGCGGCUGGGGGAGCGCGCGCCGCAGGUGGCCGCGGAGCUGCGGCAGGCGUCGCUGGACCGCGCGGCGCGCGCCGAGCCCGCCAGCCGCACCGCCGGGGGCGCAGUGGACGGCCUGGGGGCGUUCGUGUUCCCGCCGGCGAGGUCCUGGCGCGCGCACCACGCCGACGCGGUGAAGCGCGCUUUCCUCACCGGGGCGCGCGUGAGCGCGGGGAGCUCCGAGGAGCUCCGGGACAUUGUGGCCACCAACGCGUUCACCAAGGGCAUGGUGCAGAAGACUCGCGCGCCGUGCCCCAUCGCCCCGGCCCGCAUCUCGGCAAGCGGCGAGGGAGGCUCCCGAGGAGUUGCGGCUCCAGUUGGCCGAAAUGCCCGAGGCUAAUAUUCGCGAUCUUGCAAAGUCGCUGGUCGUCGACCUGUUACCAGGGGAGCCAGAGCUCAGCAAGGCCGCCGCCAUGGAUGUCAUGUCCAUCGCGAUCAAGGAGGUCCGGGGAGAGCCGCCCGUCUUCUCGCUCGGGGAGUGGGGCGAGCACGUUGCCUCCCUGAGCCGCGAGGACCUGGACAGGGUCUCGGAGCGGCCGCCCGCACGGGGUGUGGGCA
Prorocentrum cordatum is the source of this 1946-nucleotide messenger RNA. The record is from the annotation of a GenBank genome assembly. Lineage: Eukaryota; Dinophyceae; Prorocentrales; Prorocentraceae.